AUGGAAUGGGUCAAACAACGCAAGCUACCACCCUGUGAGGCUAUUCGCAAUGGCGACCAGCCUUGCCAUGAUAUGGACGACCUUUGGGACGCCCUGCACAGCACGUACAACUCGGCCUCUGGUCACGAGUUCGACGCCUCAGUCUUAGAUGAGCUUCCUGACGAGCCGGUCCGUGAGUGGGCUGACUUCUCGGAGCAUGAGUUGUUGAGUGCCCUUAAGGGGUGCUCCAACUCCUCUGCACCAGGACCGGACCACGUUACGUGGGUCCACCUAAAGGAGUUGCUCAAGGACAAACAUGUCCUUGCGCUCUUCAUCGUGCUGGCCAACGCUUGCCUUCGGGUGGGUCAUUGGCCGCGUAUAUUCAAGGAGUCGCUAUCAGUUAUCGUUCCGAAGCCGAACAAGCCCUCCUAUUCCGUGCCGAAGGCCUUCAGGCCAAUCGUACUCCUCAUCACCUUCGUCAAGCAUGAUAUCUUGCAUCUCAACCAACUCGGCGGCAUCUGCCAGAGGUCAACUGAGGAUGCUGGAUUGAUUCUGACUCAUCUCGUGCGAGCGGGGUGGGUUAAGGGUCUCCAGACUAGCACGCUGGCUUUUGACAUCGCACAGUUCUUCCCUUCUAUCAACCAUGAGAUGCAAGGAAGGAUUCUUGCCAAUCUUGUUUACUGUUGGAAUACCUUUCAAUCUGACUCGUGGUCUGCGGACGUGGGUGUCAGGCAGGGCUCCGCUCUCUCGCCUGUUAUUUCAGGGCUUUUCAUUGCUCCAGUAAUGAAGCUCUUCUAUAUCAAAGCGGUGCCACUCAACAUGACACUACUUUCUUUUGUGGAUGAUGGGACCAUCUUAGCCCAAUCCAAACAACUUGAUGAUAAUAAUGUGGGCCUGCAUGCCUACAAUCCCUCACUGGAUUUGGGGUACGCCCCACAUACCGGUGCUACACCCUUGAAGCCCAAGACCUAUUGGAGGUACUUGGGCUUCUACUUUGACCGAGGGCUCACAUUUCAUGAGCACGUUCACUACUACGCCACCAAGGUGUUUACCACCGUGCAGGCCAUGCGCAUGCUCGGGAACUCUACUAGAGGGCUCUCACCUAAACAGCGCCGCCUCUUAUAUAGGUCGUGCGUGGUCCCUAUUGCCACGUACGGCUAUCGUCUCUGGUAUUUUGAUGGCGCCCUUAUUCCGGGCGCCAUGAACCAGUUGAAACGGAUGCAGCGAAAAGCUGCUCUAUGGAUCACGGGUGCUUUCCGCACCUCACCUUCAGGCGGUCUUGAGGCCCUUGCUGGUCUCAUCCCUGGACUCCUCAAACGGGCUGAACCUCAUGCCCGCUCAGCCACUUUGAUGACCCCAGCUAUGAGGGGGAAAGUCAAGAGCACUGUCAUGGAGGUGGACGAGCGCGUCCACACCUUAACUGAGAGUUUCGAACCUGUAUCGCGGCGGUUACUGGACCGCUAUGCAGACCGUCUCCAUUUUGACGAGCGUGAUCCUGGUCAGGACAGACGCCCAUAUCUAGACGAGCUCAUCGCGAAAGCGAGGGCCAACCCCUUAACAGUACUGGCUGCAACUGAUGGCUCUGUCCCUCAGUCCAACCAGUAUCAGGCGGCUUCAGCUGCCAUCAUCUACAAGGGACAGCAGAUCCGAAAAACUGCUGUUAAGCAGGCAAACUGCCAACACAUAAUGGUCUUUACUGACUCUAUGGGUUCGGCCCAUAGAGCGGUUGACCCCGGCAUGCAGUCUGGUCAGGCUUUUAGCGUGUCAGUCUGUCGCGCUCUCCAAGAGUGGUUCGAGGCAGAUAAUCUCCGCCGCAUUACCUUCGUUUACGUCCCAUCUGCUUUGCGGUGGGACAUCCAUGGUGAGGCACACAAGUACGUCACCGAACUUAAAGUCAGGGUUGGACGUCGCAAGACAGAUAACUCUAUAGAUGCGCUUCGCUCCCGAGCAGCGCACUCAGUCCUGGAUUCGUGGAACUCCACUUUCCAGGAUCCAACCUACCGAGGCUCUGAAUUUUUAGAGCUUCAACAGCCUGACGGGCGGCCGCUACAGCCAUCGUACCUCAAUGGGGGACCUUGGCUUUCAACCUUCAGACACAGUAUCACUGAGUUCGCUUGCGUUUGCCAGUGCAUAACUGGCCACGCGCCCAUUGGAGCGUACUACCGUCGCUUCAAGAUCAAUGAGCCUCACGGCUGCACUUGCGGGGCUGCUUUGCAGUCCCAUCAGCAUAUUCUCUUUCGCUGUCACAAUAGAUACUCUGUACACUAUCCCCGUUUUCUCAGAGAUAUUGCAUCAUUUAUGAAGUAUAACCCUAUGGUGUUUGGCUUCAACCGGGACCCUUCGGAUGAUCAGAUCACCUGGUGA
Messenger RNA from Cyclocybe aegerita, 2343 nucleotides. The record is from the annotation of a GenBank genome assembly. NCBI's taxonomy places the organism in Eukaryota, Fungi, Basidiomycota, Agaricomycetes, Agaricales, Hemipholiotaceae.